AUGAAAUAUGGACAGACCACAGUACUUACAGAUGUUACAGGUACUUAUGGAGCUGAGAAGAGGGCCCUGGAGAAGAUGGUGGAGAUACUGGUCAACACCCAGCAUCCUCUGCAGCGGACGUUGGUCGGGCCUCCUGGUUUGUCUCGUAUUGUGGGCGGGCGAGAGGCCCUUGAGGGUGCGUGGCCCUGGCAGGUCAGCAUCCAGAUCCUGUCCACUCACUUGUGUGGUGGAACGGUCCUCAACAACCUCUGGGUUCUCAGCGCAGCGCACUGCUUCUACAAAUACAUGCACAUCAGCAAAAACUACUUCCGUGUGGCGGCGGGACUGACCGUGCUGUCCGAUCCCGGUCCUUACGUUCAGAUCUGCUCCAUCAGAAUAAUUAGAAUCCACGAGGACUUUGACCCCCACACACUGGACAGCGACGUGGCGCUGGUGAUGCUCAGCGCUCCGCUCAACUUCACGGAGCACGUCCAGCCAGCCUGCACGCCUUUUAAUGUGAACCAUGUGGUCCGCCUGACCUUCGCCCACUGCUUCAUCUCAGGAUGGGGGAGCAACGCCUACAAAGGAGCUAUGAUGGACAGACUGCAGGAAGCUGAACUGGAACUCAUCGACAGAGAUCAGUGUAACCAGGUCACCUGGUACGACGGUGCCAUCACAGAGAACAUGCUCUGCGCGGGACUGGAGAGCGGAGGAGUUGACACCUGUCAGGGGGACAGCGGAGGACCCCUGCAGUGCUACAAGGAGGACGAAGACCGGUUCUACGUGGUGGGAGUGACGAGCUUUGGAGAAGAGUGCGGACUUCCAUUCAGACCCGGGGUGUAUGCAAAAGUCAGCAGGUUCGCAGAGUGGCUGACAGCAAAUGAAGAAGCGUCAACGGCAUCAGCAUCAUUUCCUGUUUCACAAAAUCCAAACAGCAAACUGAUCCCAGUUCUGCUCAGUGUGGCUCUGGUGCUGCUCUGAAAACAGUCUGUUAGUAAUAAAUGCUGAAGCACCGGCACAUCUGAAUGCUGCACAGGUUUUUCUUUUGCAGCUUAGUGGCUUUUUGUUUGCUUUUGCUUUGCAGGUAAUUUCUGGUGGACAUUUCACAAAUAGCUUAGAUUUUUCAGUCUAGUUUUAAAGCUUUAAAAAGCUUUCUCCCUUAACAAUUUGUAAUGAUGUCCUGAUGCAUCUCAGUAUUUUCAUCUGCAUCUCAGAUUUUACAGCAAAGGCAGGUUUAGCUCAGCAUAUCAAGUCCAAAACUCGACAACAGAAGAAGUUUGCUUUACUGGAAACUUGACUCUCUCCGCGGUACACUUCGCUUGGACAGCACACCGCUUCCAAAACAGAGGGGCGGGAGACAGAGAAGUGGGUGAAGAAUUUGUCUGACAGACAGCUCACCCAGCCAGAAACUGAAAUCCUUGCCAGGGGACUGAACUUUGCGGUCGCACCAACAAGAAUCCCUUUGGUUGAGAUGAUUACAGCCACAGAAUCAGCCAUUCGAAACAACAAAAUCCCAGGAUUUGAAGCAGAGCAACUUAGGAAUAAAGUUUCAGCCUGCCUCAGCAACGCCAAACCACCACCUUCUAAUAUCAGCAGAGA
This is a messenger RNA of Austrofundulus limnaeus, 1578 nucleotides long. Its product is annotated as acrosin. NCBI's taxonomy places the organism in Eukaryota, Metazoa, Chordata, Actinopteri, Cyprinodontiformes, Rivulidae. Gene Ontology annotation, biological process: proteolysis. The record is from RefSeq and is a predicted model, not a curated record. The coding region runs from base 1 to 960 and encodes 319 amino acids. The transcript is spliced from 5 exons. Gene Ontology annotation, molecular function: serine-type endopeptidase activity.